ACCGGCCGACCGAACCGACAUCGCUACGACUCGCCGGUGGAUCCACCGCCGCCGGGGAAAUCUGUGCUUGUCUUUUAGCUUAGAGCCGAAAGCGAGGACGUAACGGUCGCUUUUGGCGUCCCAUUUUUAUUGUCUCGUCAGGCGGUUCUCGAACCGCCUCAUUUCUCAGUACUUACGUCUCUCUUCAUGUAUGCGCAGAAAGCGUGAAGUCGGUGAGAGAGCUAGGGUUCUGAUCGAGUGAUGGAGGUUUUUGAGGUCUGGUUGUCGUUUCUUUAGCGGUCAGAGUUGCUGGUUUCUCGAGGAUUUGGAGUUGUGUUUGGGAAGUGAGGAAGAGAGAGAAAGCAGGGAAUUAAUGGCGGUGGAGUACAAGUGUUGCGAAUCGGAGUUCUUUAUUCACGUACUGAUAAUCGUGCUGUUGGUGCUGUUCGCCGGACUGAUGUCUGGGCUCACUUUGGGGCUGAUGUCUAUGAGUCUCGUCGAUCUUGAAGUUCUUGCCAGGUCUGGAACCCCCACCGAUCGCAAACAUGCUGAAAAAAUACUGCCAGUUGUCAAAAAUCAGCAUCUAUUGCUUUGUACGCUGCUUAUUUGCAAUGCUGCUUCCAUGGAGGCACUCCCUAUCUUUCUGGAUAGUCUAGUUACUGCUUGGGGUGCAAUCUUGAUCUCAGUUACAUUGAUACUUCUAUUUGGUGAGAUUAUACCACAAUCUGUUUGUUCUAGAUAUGGAUUGGCUAUUGGGGCAGCUGUUGCCCCAUUUGUCCGAGUUCUUGUCUGGAUCUGCUUUCCUGUAGCAUUUCCAAUAAGCAAGCUGUUAGAUGUUCUGCUAGGACAUGGACGUGUAGCUCUUUUCCGCAGAGCGGAGUUAAAAACACUAGUUAAUUUGCAUGGUAAUGAGGCUGGAAAAGGUGGGGAGCUAACACAUGAUGAGACAACAAUUAUUGCUGGAGCACUUGAGCUUACUGAGAAAACAGCUAGUGAUGCUAUGACUCCGAUAUCUGAAACAUUUUCUAUUGAUAUCAAUGCCAAGCUGGAUAGGAAGCUGAUGAAUUUAAUUUUGGAAAAAGGGCAUAGCAGAGUACCUGUCUAUUAUGAGCAACCCACAAAUAUAAUUGGACUUAUCCUGGUGAAAAAUUUAUUGACCAUCCAUCCAGAAGAAGAAGUACCAGUAAAGAGUGUUACAAUUCGCAGGAUUCCAAGGGUUUCAGAGACUUUACCUUUAUAUGACAUUUUAAACGAGUUUCAGAAAGGUCACAGUCACAUGGCUGUUGUUGUAAAACAGUGCAAAAAGGCGGAGCAGCCUGCGACCAAGGCCACUACUGAUGGUUCAGCAACGGAUGUGAGAGUAGACGUGGAUGGUGAAAUGAGGCCUCAAGAAAGGGCUUUGAAGGCCAAAAGAACGCUCCAGAAGUGGAAGAGUUUUCGCAAUUCCAACCGUUCUUUUGAGGGCAGCAGGAAGUGGGCGAGAGACAUGUACUCAGACAUCCUGCAGAUAGAUGGAAGCCCACUCCCAAAGCUUCCCGAAGAAGAGGAAGCAGUCGGCGUAAUAACAAUGGAAGAUGUCAUCGAAGAACUUUUACAGGAGGAGAUCUACGAUGAGACGGAUCACCAGUUCGACGAUUCAUGACGAUGGUUUUCUUUACACAAAUCGAGCAUUUUGUUCCAGCAGUAUGUCUGUCUGUCUGUCAGAGUGUGUAAUUGUUAUUGUUAGUUGUUUGAAGGUUUGAGUCUGCUCAGAUGUCUUCUCUUCGGUGGUGCAAGUGUAAAGAGAUAAGAUACAAAUGUGUUCUCUACCUAACUUCAGUUUCAUCUUAAGAACAAAUGGAAAGGUUGACGGUUA
This is a messenger RNA of Diospyros lotus (date-plum), 1834 nucleotides long. RefSeq names its product DUF21 domain-containing protein At2g14520-like. Bases 353 to 1621 code for a protein of 422 amino acids. The transcript is spliced from 11 exons. Gene Ontology annotation, biological process: magnesium ion homeostasis. The record is from RefSeq and is a predicted model, not a curated record. Gene Ontology annotation, cellular component: intracellular membrane-bounded organelle. NCBI's taxonomy places the organism in Eukaryota, Viridiplantae, Streptophyta, Magnoliopsida, Ericales, Ebenaceae.